CUAGUUAUUCUGAGUUAAAAGAAAAUGAUUCAGAAGAUGAAAAUUUAAUUAACAAAGAACGAAAUAGAAAAUCUCAACAAUGUGGUUGUACUUUUUAUAUUCCUACUUCUUUUAAUAAUUCUAAUAGUUUAUGA
Messenger RNA from Funneliformis caledonium, 134 nucleotides. NCBI's taxonomy places the organism in Eukaryota, Fungi, Glomeromycota, Glomeromycetes, Glomerales, Glomeraceae. The record is from the annotation of a GenBank genome assembly.